GAGGGAGGGAGUCCGUCUCGGCACUAAGGGAGAGAGCGAGCGUGACAGGCACAGAGAGGGCAAGAGAGCGACAAGGAGUCAGAGCUAAUCGGGGGAGCGAGCCCCUAGUGCCAGAGAGAGUGAGAAAGCCAGACAGGACCACACAACCAGGCUCAGACUGCUGCCUUUCUCCCAUUAUGACAUACCUAACAUUGUUGGACGCCCUGGCCUUGUUGCUGCUGGUCUGUGCCCCCAUGGGUCACGCAGGUGUGGUGGAAGACUUCAACCAUGCAGAACGGUGCAAGGACUCCCUUUUCAUGGGCACCCCGCCACGGGGCUACCUCAGCACCUCCUUGAAGAAGAUCUGCCAGCGGUACGAGAACAAGCCCCGCUAUGCCACCCUCUACGACCCCCAGAAGCACAUCCCCAUCUAUUCCGCCUACACCUUCAAGAAGUCCGACGGGGAGAAGCGAGUCGACUUUCCCUGGAUGUAUGAGCCGCAGCUGUCCUCAGAAAAGGGGAGCAGCAACAUGGAGCCCUUCCCCCAGACUCACAUGCACAUGAACUUUGAGGACACACAAGCAGUCCUAGAGGACUUUGCUGACGUAGACAGGUACGAGAGGGGUCAGCUGAACCCGGACCAGCACCAAGAGGACCCCAUAGACAAGGCCGCCACCUACACGCUGACCAACGUGGUGCCUCAGGUGCGGGAGUUCAACACCGGUUCCUGGGCCAAGCACGAAGAACGCAUCCGCCUGCGUCUCAACAACUACUGUCGGGGGAAGGCCUACAUAGUGACUGGAGUCACCACCUCCGGGAACAUGAUCCGCCGGGACAAUCUGGACCGCGUGGCCAUCCCGCAGUAUAUGUGGUCGGCCUACUGCUGUGCAGACUUUGACCACAAUGCACCUUACUUUGUGCGUUAUAAGUUCCCAGUCUAUGGUGUGUAUGCUCUCAACGACCACAUCGGCAAUCAGGUCAUAGAGCUGCCGCUCAAGAACCUCGAAAAGUUCCUUAAAAGUAAGAUGAAUGUGGACAAAAAUUUCCAGAUCUUCUACAACGACUGUGUUGCCGAAUCUUGAAAUGUGCACAAGCGUGGAACAGCACAGUCCUCAGUGUCACGUGUUUAGUGAUGUGUUCUGCACCAUAGCCAUUGCCGAAAAUGUCACAUUUCAUCAUUUGAAACAAAAAUCUGUUGUUCAAUUGUUGUUCAUUUGUUUACAUGUACUUACCUUCCAAAAGCACCCAUAUGGUAAAACAGCAAUACUUUGUGGAUAACCCUGAUGUCUGUAGUUUAGAGUUGAAAAUGGUCAAUACUUAAAUAAAUAAUUAAUAAUACAUUUAUUUCUUGGUUGCACUGCAAUUUGUCCAUCUUGACAUAUGACAUGAUCAGCUCACUAAAGCACAAGCUGUUAUGAACACACCACAAUGUGCACAGCAACCCAGAAAAGGUUCCCUCAGUGAAGCAACCAGCACCUUCACUGGUAGUACUCUGUACUGUAGGUUUACAACAGAUUGUGUGUCUCCUGUCCUAUUUAUCAGAAUGUACAACACUGCCGCAAAAAAGAGCUCAUUGAUUAUCUCACUUACUCCGGAAACACUGGCUGCAAGGCUAGUAUGGGUGCACCCUGGAUGCGACACCAUACAACAGUCCAUUGCAGAGUAAGAAAAUAUGCACACAAUCACCCACACAGGCAGACACACUAUGAGCAUUGUAGCAUUGCCAAUGCACCUGAACUGCAUGUCUUUGGACAUUGGGAAGAAACCAGAGCAGCCACAGAAAACCCAUACAGACACUAGGAGAGCAUGCAACUCCACACAAAGGUACAACCAAACAGCUAAGGAACUGUAAGGCAGCAGCGCUAGCUCAUUAAGUAUUUUAGAGAUAAUUUGGCCUUUACAGCAAUAAAAAGGAUUGGAUCACAAUGCAUCUGGCAAGUUUAAAUCGAGUCCAGUUUUUUUUCUUCUCACUCCAGAAACUGACAAGUGCUUUGAAAUUGAACUCAGGAACACAACAAUCAAUGGAGUUCGCUCUUGGAGCUUCCAGUGUGGUUUGAGCUGCAUCUUUCCAACAUGACUUUGAUCCCCUCAUAGUAGGUGUGGGGCACUUCUAAGCAAUCGUUUCCAGCCUGUGAUGCAGCAUUUUUCAGAAUACAUUGUAAACAGUUUUAAGAGCAUAAGGCUACUUUUAUCCUCUACGGUCUCCCUAUCUCUGAACUUUAACCAUUCAGAGAAUUUGCACAACCAACAAAAACAACACCCAGGACUAGUCACGAGUAGGAAAGGGAAACUGGAGAAAAUCGAUGUACAAAGGGCAGAAGCAUAUGGUUUACAUCUGAAACAGAAAGGUCUUACAUAAACUACUCAUUCAGUAAAGCACUGAAAAGGUGAGACUGAACAAACCACAGCACAACUCAAGCAUUUAUGGACUUGGCUGGAUUUUCCAGCAGCUGAGCUUUUCAUUAAAUUGCUGUACCAGUUGUUGACCAAAUGAAUCACAUGAUUCAAACUUUGCUUUAACUUGGCAAAGACUGAUGUGAGUUUCUUAUUUUAAAGAAUAAUAUA
Messenger RNA from Scleropages formosus (Asian bonytongue), 2544 nucleotides. RefSeq names its product endonuclease domain-containing 1 protein-like. The coding region runs from base 177 to 1061 and encodes 294 amino acids. NCBI's taxonomy places the organism in Eukaryota, Metazoa, Chordata, Actinopteri, Osteoglossiformes, Osteoglossidae. The transcript is spliced from 2 exons. The record is from RefSeq and is a predicted model, not a curated record. Gene Ontology annotation, molecular function: metal ion binding; nucleic acid binding; hydrolase activity.